Messenger RNA from Pseudogymnoascus verrucosus, 957 nucleotides. RefSeq lists its product as uncharacterized. Gene Ontology annotation, molecular function: NAD binding; 3-hydroxyisobutyrate dehydrogenase activity; NADP binding. The record is from RefSeq and is a predicted model, not a curated record. NCBI's taxonomy places the organism in Eukaryota, Fungi, Ascomycota, Leotiomycetes, Thelebolales, Thelebolaceae. The transcript is spliced from 3 exons. The coding region runs from base 1 to 957 and encodes 318 amino acids. Gene Ontology annotation, biological process: L-valine catabolic process. Gene Ontology annotation, cellular component: mitochondrion.
AUGGCUAAUGACUUCGGAUUUAUAGGGAUUGGUGCCAUGGGUUAUGGCAUGGCAAUGAACAUACGUAAAGAAAUUCCAAACUCAUCUACGUUGUUCAUCACCGACGUCUUCCGGCCUUCGUGUGAGAAAUUCAAGGCCGAAUUCAGUUCUCAUGGUCCAAUUGAAAUCCUCGACUCAGCUCGUGAAGUGGCUGAACGUGCCCUCACAAUCAUUUCUAUUGUUCCUUCGGCCAACAAUGUUAGGCAAGUGUAUCUAGAUAAUGAACAUGGCAUCAUAGCAGCAAAAGCCAACCCGGAUCGACUCAUGCUGGAAUGUAGCACAAUAGACGUGGAGACCGCUAGGGACGUUGGAGAAACAUUGAUUAAGGCGAAUGCGGGCCUUUACAUCGAUACACCAGUUUCUGGUGGAGUACCAGGAGCUUUAGCUGGGACAUUAUCCUUUUUGGUCGGAAAGGCCAAAACAGCUAACAAUUCUUCUGACCUGCUGUCGAAGCGUCUCAUUACGGUCAUUUCUGCUAUGGCUACCCCUGAAAAAAUAUUCUACUGUGGCGGCCUCGGUGCUGGAUUGGCUGCGAAAAUCAGCAAUAAUUAUCUAUGUGGCACAAUUCUCCUUGCCACGGCUGAAGCGAUGAAUAUUGGCAUUCGAUCGGGGGUGGAUAAACACGUGUUAUAUGAAGUGAUCAAAAACAGCACGGGUCAGUCAUUCAUGUGCGACCAUGUCAAUCCGGUUCCUGGAGUGGUACCUCAUGCUCCCAGCAGCAGAGAUUAUCAAGGAGGUUUUAAGGCACAAAUGAUGGUCAAAGAUAUGACAUUGGGGGUUGACGCAGCGAAAGUGACCGGCGUAAGGAGCACACUAGGACCAGCAGCUUUGGAGGUGUAUAAAGAAGCCGCGAUGGACCCAAGGUGUAUCAAUCGAGAUGUAUCUGUGAUAUAUAGAUUCCUUGAUGGACCAGAGUAG